This is a messenger RNA of Rotaria sp. Silwood1, 546 nucleotides long. The record is from the annotation of a GenBank genome assembly. NCBI's taxonomy places the organism in Eukaryota, Metazoa, Rotifera, Eurotatoria, Philodinida, Philodinidae.
AUGACUUCAGCAGGAAUACGUCGUUUUCAAAUUGAAGAACAUCCCACUUCUCUCGAUCAGAAAUUCUCUAUUAUGGAUGAAGAUGAUAAUUGUUUGUAUACUGUUAAAUCGACUUUUUUUGCUCUUGGUGACAAGCUCACAGUGAUGGAUAGUCAUGGUACUGAAUUAUUCAAAAUUCGACAACAAUUGAAACAUAUCCAUCUUACAUUUCACAUAUACAAUGCCACUAGCAAUGAUGACAAUGAAGACAGCAAAUUGGCUAGUGUAAAACAAGUUGGCUUUCCACUAAAACAUACACUAGAAAUACAAUCGGCCUAUGGUGAUUAUUCGAUGAAACGAAACGGAGGUAUGACCUCUAGCGAGUAUACAUUAAGCAAAGAUGAUAUACAAAUUGCUGCAAUAAAACGAAAAUGUCCGGCAUUUGCCGAACGCUAUACGGUUGACAUUGACGAACGGGUUCACGAGAGAGAUAUUCCAUUCAUAUUGACUCUUGUCAUUACACUUUGGUGUGCUCAACGAUAUCGGGGUCAAGGAAGUGGCAGUUAA